This is a messenger RNA of Mizuhopecten yessoensis (Yesso scallop), 3731 nucleotides long. Its product is annotated as cholesterol 24-hydroxylase-like. Gene Ontology annotation, molecular function: iron ion binding; cholesterol 24-hydroxylase activity; heme binding. NCBI's taxonomy places the organism in Eukaryota, Metazoa, Mollusca, Bivalvia, Pectinida, Pectinidae. The record is from RefSeq and is a predicted model, not a curated record. The transcript is spliced from 14 exons. Gene Ontology annotation, biological process: cholesterol catabolic process. The coding region runs from base 1 to 1512 and encodes 503 amino acids.
AUGUGGAUUAAUCUGUUUUCUCUAGAAUUCAUUGGCACGUUCGUAACAAUAUUUCUGUGUAUUGUUGGGACCGCGGCCUGGUAUUUGCACCAGCAACAUCUCAAGUAUGACCAUAUACCUGGACCUCCGCGAGACAGUUUCUGGAGUGGCCAUCUUCAAUCGAUCCAGAAAGUGGUUUCGAAAGGUGGCAUUUUCGAUGACUACAUUCUGGAACUAACCGAAACAUACGGAAUGAUAUUCCGGAUUUAUAUGUGGCAUCAGACGUUUGUCAUUGUUUCCGACCCUGAGCUUGUCAAGAAUGUCCUUGUGACCGGAAAUUAUCCAAAAUCUAAAGCGAUAUACUCCAGGUUAACACAUUUGUUUGGGACAAGAUAUGUCGGGAACGGACUUGAAAGUGAAGUUGAUCAAACAGUUUGGAUAGUCCAACGUAUGCAUUUCAAUCACUGGUUUAAACCACAUAAUCUACGUCAAUUCACUCCGGACUUCAAUGAGUAUGCCGACAGUCUUGUACACCAGCUGGGAAAGUAUGCGGACGGGAAAACGCAUACGCCCAUGGAGGAAUUGUUUCACAAAGUUACACUUCACCUGAUGUGUAAGGUUACGUUUAACUUUGAUCUUGGAACACUAGACAGUCCAUCUCAUCCUUUUGCAUAUUAUUUGGGAUUUACAUUAGCUGCAUUUUCAAAACAGAUGAUGAACCCAUUGUUCAGUAUGAACCCCUUUAAGUGGAAAUAUUGUCUUCAAGUUCGCAAUGCAGUAGCAAAGCUCAGGUUGUAUGCAAAAGAACGGAUAGCGGAGAGAAGAAACGAGAAACAGAGAGGAGUCCAUGUUCCUCAUGACUUGCUUCAAAGCAUCCUUGAGCUGAAAGAGCAAAACCCGUCACAGAUAACAGAGGAAAUUUUGUUAGACCAUUUCGUCUCAUUCCUCAUAGGAGGACAGGAAACUACAGCCAAUACUCUAAGUUUCAUGGUUUUCCUCUUGGCACAGAAUCCAGCAUGUUACAAAAAACUACAGGACGAAAUUGACACCAAUGUGGCGGCCGUUUCUGUAUUAACGUCUGCCGAACUUGACGACUUGCCUUAUCUGGAUAUGGUGAUGAAGGAAACACUUCGACUUUAUCCGAUAGUAAAACAAACAUUCAGAGAAACAGUCCGAAACGAAAGGCUUGGAGAGUUUUCACUUCCUGCCGGAACAGACAUAAUGGUUAGUUUUUAUGCCAAUGGCAGAUCUACAAAGACCUUGACGAAUCCUUCCCAGUUUCUACCGGAACGGUUUGACCCGAAAGCAAACGAAAGAGUUGGUACAUACGUAUAUACUCCAUUUUCAGCAGGGCCUCACACCUGCAUAGGGAAGAAAUUUGCAGAGAUAGAAACAAAGAUCAUAAUGGCUAAAAUCAUCCAAAACUUCGACUUCGAGCUAGUACCAGGUCAACCCAUGGGUGUUAUUGAUUGCGGCACUCUUCGAAUAUUAGGUGGCGCCAAAUGCUUUCUGCGACCAAGAACGGCGAAAUAGGGGCAUAUGUCAACACUUAACGAAGAAGAUGUGGACACCAUGCAACAAACAGUACGCAUGCUACAUAGCCUAUAGACCAUAUACAAGUACACACUAGGCCGAACUCAUACUACAUUCAUGUAUCAUGUUGGCUAUACACUAUGCCUGCAGCAUGUUGAGUAUAUGCAUAUCAAAUACAACUUACAAAUCAUCGAAAGUAUAUACAGUAUGCCCUAAAAACGCACUGCGCACAGCAAAUAUUGUAGCAUAGUCUAUAAACAGCACACAUCUACACAAAAUAUGUAUACACAACAAACAGUAAUAAUGAUAUACAUCAGUCCAUAACAGCGCAUUCACAUAGACAUAGACAUAGGUAUUCUAUUAAAGUCUCACCUUUCAAUCAUACAUAAUAUAAACACAAAUACAUAUUACAUAUUUACCAAGAUUUAACGCCAUUUUAUCAAGAAUUACUAGAAGUGUCACAUCUACAACUUUACAUAUGUAUUUGUCGCACGAUGCAUAGUACUGUGCACAGCAUGACAAACAAUAGAUAAUCAUCCCUAUUAACAAUAGAUAGUCAUCCCUUUUAACAAUAGAUAGUCAUCCCUAUUAACAAUAGAUAGUCAUUCCUAUUAACAAUAGAUUCGAGGUGUACAUCGUUUAUUAUCAUUUAACAUAUGUACAUGUAUAUACAGAUUUAGAACUAUGUAUAUCUACACAGUAGUUGAUUCACUCAUAAAGAAAUAGAGCUCUUCUAUCCAAUAUUAGCUUGCAGGCUGUACUAUAUUCACUGGGAUAAAUUUCAUAUAAUCAUACACACUAUAUAUAUUAUAGCAAAUACAUGUGUGUCAUGACCAGUAAUCAGUAUACAGUGAUAAAGCAAACCCAUCGUAUACAUUAUGUACAGCAUCCAUAUCAUUAGCAGGAUACAUAUCAUUAGCAGGAUACAUAUCAUUAGCAGGAUACAUAUCAUUCACUUUAACAUGUUAACUAUAUUGAAUUUGUAAUUACAUGUAUUUUCAACCAAUACAAGCGUUUUCAUAUCAAUAUCAGGUGUUGUUGUUUUAUAAUAUAUAGGGAAUAGAGAGAAAAACAGACAGACAAACAGACAGCGGCAGACAGGCAAACGGUCACAGACGUAUUUGACAGACACAUGCACAUACACAGACAGACUGUUUAAGGAACAUGUUUAUUACACUGAAGUAGGACAUCAUAGUUAAUGCUUCUUUGAAAAAGGCCCGUUAGAAUUUUAAAGAAAUAUAGAUGUAAAUUUCAUGUACACCUAUUCACAUGCUCAUAUCUAUUUAUAGAUUAUAUAGAUUGUAGAUAAAUAGAAUAUAUAGAUUGUAGAAAUAUUACAAACGCGAAAAUUUCGACGCCGUGAUCAGUUAAAUGUGUAACAACGCAACAAUUUCACACGCGAAAACUUCCACUCUUACCGUUUUAAUCUAGUUAUUAGUCACUAUGUAAGUGCAUAUUUUCAUAUUAGAUAAAGGUCACUGGCGACCAUCGCAUGUAAAUAUACUUCAUAGACACCAUUGGAAUGUAUAUAAUAAGAUGAUUUAUUAUCCUAUGAUAUCUUCAUAUGCAGUAUCUAUGACACUGAUGGGUCACCGUAUGACUGUACAUCUUGGCGACCAGAUGAGGUCACUUUUGUGUAAAUUUAAAGGUCACCGAAUGUAUGUAGGUAUAUCAAUACUAAAACAUAAAUAUGUUACUAGAAAGAGGCAAAAGAUAAUUACAUCUAUUGCCAACUUGCUUUUUAAGUAGAAAAUAGAGAACAGAUUAUUUAAACUUUUCACAUGGUAUUACUGUUAGUUUAACAAACAUUACACAUGAAAGAAUUGCAAAGAUUUGCUCCAUUAUACAUUGUAUACAAUGGGUCAACAAAAUAACAGUGUACACAUGGACCAGAACUACGCCUGUAUUCAUUCAUGCAUAAAUACAUUAAGUAGUGUUUGUAUGUAAAAAAGGAUAAACGCCCUUAGCUCAACCUGUUUAUUUCAUAGGUUGAGAGUUGUAAAAUGCGAUAUUCACUAUAUAUAACAGUGUUAAUUUUGAAAGACUGACGUCCCAAGGCCAUAUAAAAGACCUUGGCCAGUAUUUGACCUCUAUUUGUUCGUUAUAUUUUUCAAUUAUGUUCUUGUGGCGAUUUGAAUCACUGGUCAUAGUUAUUAGGGACAUACAAAAGUUAUAUUGACUGAGAAGAAAUUGAGACAGAGAAGAGGUUAGGAUCAAUA